CACACACACAUGCCACCUUUCAGUAAAAGCCACCCGGACAGUCCAAGACUACUAAGAUAACAGGGAUGAACUCUUUAAUGCUUGUGCUUUUAUAUGCACUGGGAGCUUCGUUGGUGUGGGCAGAUGCUGUAAAAGAGGAAACAAAAGCUAUGGAGGAGUCCAUUCUAUGCUCAAAGAGCUGUACCUGUCACCAUGAUGACUAUACCUUAGAUCUAAUAGUCUUCUGCAGCACGCGAAACUUAACACAGGCUCCUCCCGACAUCCCUGUAUCUACACGCACUUUAUGGCUGGAUGGAAACACGUUCACUGUCCUGCCAGCAGACUCUUUCAAAAAUCUGACCAAUCUGGACUUCUUAAAUCUACAAGGUGGGCAGCUUUCAAGCCUUGACACCCAGGUAUUCAAAGGCCUGAAUUCACUUGCUCAUCUCCACCUGGAGCGAAACAAUCUCCGUUCAUUACCUGCUACAAUUUUUCAAAAUACACAAGGCCUUACAUCCCUAAAUCUUCACAACAAUCAACUGUCUCGUAUCGAUGAAAGGCUGUUUGCUGGACUCUCCCACAUAUGGCUGCUAAACCUAGGAUGGAACUUAAUUUCAGUUCUUCCAGAAACUGUGUUUCAGGACUUGCACGGGUUACGGGAGUUGGUUCUCGCUGGUAAUCGUCUGGCUUACCUGCAGCCUCAGCUGUUUCAGGGUCUUACAGAGCUUAAGGAGUUGGACCUGACUGGAAACUAUCUGAGAGUUAUCAAGGCAAAUGUUUUUGUUAAGCUUCCAAGGCUGCAGAAGCUUUAUCUCGCCCAAAAUCAGAUAGUGACUGUGGCCCCAAGAGCAUUUUUAGGCAUGAAGUCUUUGAGAUGGUUGGACCUUAGCAAAAAUAGACUUUCCAUGAUUCAUGAUGAUACAUUCCUUGGCCUACACAGUCUGCAUGUACUUCGCCUGUCAAACAACUCGAUUGCCAGCCUAAGGCCAGGUACCUUCCGUGAUCUUCAUUAUCUUGAAGAACUUUGCCUGUGCCACAACCAGAUUCGAGCCUUGGGGGAGAGAGUUUUUGAAGGACUUGGUCAUCUUGAGGUACUCAACUUAGAGUACAACAGGCUGCAAGAGGCACGACCAGGUAGCUUUUUGGGACUAAGCCAUCUGGCUGUGAUUAAGCUUAGUGGUAGCUGUUUUCAGAGUUUACCAGACCAGAUUUUUAAAGGACUAUCGAGGCUUCACAGCAUUCAUCUUGACAAAGGGUGUUUGAUGAAAAUAUCAACUCAAGGUUUUGUUGGUCUGUCAGGCCUACGUCGACUUUUCCUACAACACAACAACAUCUCUGUGGUGGAGCGACAAAGUUUUUCAGAGCUUCAAGGUCUGCAACAGCUUGACCUAAGAUUCAACAAGCUGGCAGUACUCAACUCUCACACCUUUUAUGGAUUAAAGAGUAUUGAUUAUCUUCUGUUGUCCAACAAUCUCCUCCAACACCUUCCAUCUGAGGUAUUUUUACCACUACAGCACCUUUCCUGGCUUGACCUCUCUGGGAACAAACUAGAAGUUCUACAUAAUACGACACUGCAUAUGCUGCCUCGUUUACGUUAUCUCAACCUAAAAGACAAUGGGCUAAGCACGUUUCCAUCUUCCAUUCCUAAUAGUUUAGAUCAACUCUGGCUCUCAGGAAACAGCUGGAAAUGUGACUGUAGUGCUAAACCUUUUAAGGAUUUCACCUUGCAAAAGCUUAAUGUGGUUCCAAGACAAGUGGAUACCCUGGCAGAAAGUGAAGAGUCACAUCAGCUUAUCACAGUCUAUAACAAUAUCACAUGCGCCAGCCCACUAAGUCUCACUGGAUUAGACCUGCGCGAUGUCAGCAGUGAAAACUUUAAGGACUGUUAAAUGUUUUGAAUAAUAGUAUGAUUCAGACAAGUUCACAACCAAAUAAUGCUAAUUAACUGUGGAUAUUACAUUUUCUUAAGGACAUUUUUGGUAUUUCUCAGUAAUCCCACCAAACUAGAUUGUUACUAGAUUGUUGUAGGCAUGUGUUUGUAGGCGAAGAUAUUGUUUUACAUUAUUGGGAGACUCACGUAUAUAAACUUUUGUUAUUUUAGUUAUUCAGCUGAAUGCAGCCUAACUUUCUUCUUUUCUUGUAUCGAAGCUAUUUGCUGUAAGCUACAUUCCUGUAGUACCUGUGCCUUUCUACUUAACUUGAUUUAAACAAAGAUAACUGUAAAAAAGUGAUUAAGAGACUUGCACUAUUUUAUGCCUCAAGUUUACAAAUCAGAGUUACUGCUUUUUUUUUCAUUGUUAAUGUUUGUUAUCAGUAAUGUGGGACAAAUAAUAAAAGAGUUUCGAUUAUACAAAUGGCCAAAGCAUGUGGACACCUGA
Trichomycterus rosablanca is the source of this 2357-nucleotide messenger RNA. It is a transcript of the gene igfals, whose product is annotated as insulin-like growth factor binding protein, acid labile subunit. NCBI's taxonomy places the organism in Eukaryota, Metazoa, Chordata, Actinopteri, Siluriformes, Trichomycteridae. The coding region runs from base 66 to 1868 and encodes 600 amino acids. Gene Ontology annotation, cellular component: plasma membrane. The record is from RefSeq and is a predicted model, not a curated record. Gene Ontology annotation, molecular function: protein binding. The transcript has 2 exons.